Messenger RNA from Myotis davidii, 3366 nucleotides. It is a transcript of the gene TIAM1, whose product is annotated as T-cell lymphoma invasion and metastasis 1. The record is from RefSeq and is a predicted model, not a curated record. Bases 1 to 3180 code for a protein of 1059 amino acids. Gene Ontology annotation, biological process: activation of GTPase activity; small GTPase-mediated signal transduction; positive regulation of axonogenesis. Gene Ontology annotation, cellular component: synapse; plasma membrane; cytosol. The transcript has 22 exons. Gene Ontology annotation, molecular function: guanyl-nucleotide exchange factor activity; protein binding. NCBI's taxonomy places the organism in Eukaryota, Metazoa, Chordata, Mammalia, Chiroptera, Vespertilionidae.
AUGGUCAGAUGUCCGGGUCUGACCGGGAGGGCGUCUGACCCUCUUCCCCGUGUGGUGGACGUGCGGCACGUGUGUUUCGCCUCUCCACCCUGUUUGCUGGUGGCGGUGCCCGUCUUCUUGCUGCUCCCCUCGGGUCUGUUCACGGUGAGGGUGAAGCCCGAGGUGCCUUCGGAGGGGCUGACGGAGGUGGCACAGCCUGAAGCCAGUGCAGCGCACGUGCUCCCCAAGGAUGUGGCCCAGACACCCCGCAACCCUGUGUCCUGGUUGCGAAUCUUGGAGACUCUAGGCAGAGUCUCCGGUGGGACUGUGCUGCUCACGAGGAGGAGGGGAAGACUCGAGGGGCCCGUGCGGGUCGGGAAGCUGCGGUUUAGACCUCGGCCUCCGCGGGGCCCACCCGCGUCUUCACAGGCUCCCCGACCCCCUGGGUCUCACGCGCAGUGUCCCGCCCUGUCCCCUCUGCCCGCAGGGUGCACGCUCCUCUUCUACGAGAGCGACGGCAGGUCGGGCAUUGAGCCGGGCAGCGUCCCCAAGCACGCCGUGUGGGUGGAGAACGGCAUCGUGCAGGCCGUGCCCGAGCACCCCAAGAAGGACUUCGUCUUCUGCCUCAGCAACUCCCUGGGCGACGCCUUCCUCUUCCAGACCACCAGCCAGACGGAGCUGGAGAACUGGAUCACCGCCAUCCACUCGGCCUGCUCGGCCGCCGUCGCCAGGCACCACCACAAGGAGGACACGCUCCGCCUCCUCAAGUCGGAGAUCAAGAAGCUGGAGCAGAAGAUCGACAUGGACGAGAAGAUGAAGAAAAUGGGCGAGAUGCAGCUGUCCGCUGUCACCGACUCCAGGAAGAAGAAGACCAUCCUCGACCAGAUCUUCGUCUGGGAGCAGAACCUGGAGCAGUUCCAGAUGGACCUGUUCCGCUACCGCUGCUACCUGGCCAGCCUGCAGGGCGGCGAGCUGCCCAACCCCAAGCGGCUGCUCGCCUUCGCCAGCCGCCCCACCAAGGUGGCCAUGGGACGCCUGGGCAUCUUCUCCGUGUCGUCCUUCCACGCCCUGGUGAGUAGCCGGCGGCUGUGGGAGGGGCUGGGUCAGCGCGUGGAGGUGGGUCCCGCUCUUUCCCUCUCCCUGUUGCAGAUGGAGAAGGAGAUGGUCCUGCCCAUCGCCCACCAGCAGAACUCCGACUGUGACAUGUGGGUCCACGAGUAUUUCACGCCGUCCUGGUUCUGUCUGCCCGGCAACCGGUCCGCGCUGACGGUGGUGCGGCCUGGAGACUCCGCGCGGGAUACGCUGGAGGGGGUCUGCAAGAUGCACCAGCUGGACCCGGCUGCCCACUACCUGCGGCUGAGGUUCCUCCUGGAGAACACACUGCAGGUCUACGUGCCGCAGCCCGAGGAGGACGUGUACGAGCUGCUGUACCAGGAGAUCGAGAUCUGCCCCAAGGCCACGCGGAGCCUGCAGGUGGAGAAGUCGGACGCGGCCGGGGACAGCUACGGCUUCUCCCUCUCCUCCGUGGAGGAGGAUGGCGUCCGAAGGCUCUACGUGAGCAGCGUGAGGGACACGGGGCUGGCGGCCAAGAAAGGCCUGAAGGUGGGAGAUGAGAUUCUCGAGAUCAACAAUCGCGUGGCCGCCACCCUGAGCCCCGCGGCCCUCAGGGACUUCCUCUCGCAGCCCAGCCUGGGCCUCCUGGUGCGGACACGCCCCGAGCUGGAGGGGGGCGCCCUGCUGCUGGGGAGCCCGCCCCACCGUGCCGACGGCCCCUCCGAGCCCGGCCAGAGCCCCCUCGCCUUCCUCCCCGGCAGCCCAGGGCCCGGCCUGGGCGGUGCGCAGGGCAGCGGUGCGGAGCCCGCCCCUGAGGAAGCCGAGGGGCUGGACCCCGAGUCCUCGGAUGACACGGACCUCAGCAGCAAGAGCACGGAACAGGAGGCCGUGUCCUGCCGCAGUCUGCGCGAGAUGAACCCCGACCUGAACUGUCUCAUGGAGAGAUACCUGAAGCCCCUGCAGAAGGAGACCUUCCUCACCCCGGACGAGCUUGACGUGCUUUUCGGCAAUUUAACCGAAAUGGUGGAGUUUCAAGUAGAAUUCCUUAAAACUCUGGAAGAUGGAGUGAGACUCGUCCCGGAUUUGGAAAAGCUCGAGCGAGUCGAUCAGUUUAAGAAAGUGCUGUUCUCGCUGGGGGGCUCCUUCCUGUACUACGCCGACCGCUUCAAGCUGUACAGCGCCUUCUGCGCCAGCCACACGAAGGUGCCCAAGGUCCUGGUGAAAGGUAAGGCCGCGAGGGCAGGCCGGGGCCAGGGCCAGGGCCGUGGUGGGAGCGUUCGGACGGAGAGCGAAGGGUCGUCGAUGGGGCAGCCGACGUGCGACACCCCCCACCUCCCACCCCUGCCGUCGCCCCGCUCCCAGCCCACGCCUCUGUGCCGCCUCUUCACCGCCGCCCUGUCGCCCCCAGUGGCCAUCAAGACCAUGAACAAGGUGGCCAGUCACAUCAACGAGAUGCAGAAGAUCCACGAAGAGUUCGGGGCCGUGUUUGACCAGCUGAUCGCGGAGCAGACUGGCGAGAAGAAGGAGGUGGCCGACCUGAGCAUGGGGGACCUGCUGCUGCACACGACGGUGACCUGGCCCAACCCGCCCGCCUCGCUGGGCAAGUGGAAGAAGGAGCCCGAGCUGGCCGCCUUCGUCUUCAAAACGGCCGUGGUCCUCGUGUACAAAGACGGCUCCAAGCAGAAGAGGAAACUCGUCGGAUCCCACAGGCUCUCCAUCUACGAGGAGUGGGACCCCUUCCGGUUUCGGCACAUGAUCCCCACGGAGGCGCUGCAGGUCCGCGCCCUGGCCAGUGCAGAUGCCGAUGCCAGUACCGCGUGCGAGAUCGUCCACGUCAAGUCGGAGUCAGAAGGGAGGCCGGAGCGGGUGUUCCACCUGUGCUGCGGCUCCCCCAAGAGCCGCAAGGACUUCCUGAAGGCCGUGCACUCGGUCCUCCGUGACAAGCACCGGCGGCAGCUCCUCAAGGCCGAGAGCCUGCCUUCGUCCCAGCAGUACGUCCCCUUCGGAGGAAAACGCCUGUGCGCGCUGAAGGGGGCCCGGCCGGCCAUGAGCAGGGCAGGUACUGUGGGCAUGCGGGCCGCCGGGACCCCGCCACCCCCGCGCCACUGUAGAGCCGAGGGAGCUGCCAUCCUCGUCGGCGAGACGUAGUCCUGGCCGUGGGGCUGACACCGCGGUUCCCGGCGUGAGGCCCCCGCCUCGCCCAGGCUCCCUGGGGACAGCGCUGUGCGUGCCCCUCGUGCCCCCUCCGUCCCUCCUCCUGGCCGCCCAGCCUCUCACCCGCAGGCGGAGCCGAGUGCCUCUCCCGUGGAGGCCCAGCCGGCGGGGUGGGGUCCC